Alligator sinensis (Chinese alligator) is the source of this 1876-nucleotide messenger RNA. It is a transcript of the gene CENPK, whose product is annotated as centromere protein K. Lineage: Eukaryota; Metazoa; Chordata; Crocodylia; Alligatoridae. Gene Ontology annotation, cellular component: nucleus. Gene Ontology annotation, biological process: kinetochore assembly; mitotic sister chromatid segregation. The record is from RefSeq and is a predicted model, not a curated record. The coding region runs from base 160 to 1071 and encodes 303 amino acids. The transcript is spliced from 12 exons.
GUGGCCACUCAGCGCCGAGCGCGCGCGGUUCGGAGCCUGAGGAGGACGCCACGGAUCGCCGUCGCUAUCGCCAUUGCUAUGUGUCUCAACCUAUGAACAAGCAGUGAAUAAGAAGCCAGAUUAUCUAAUUCAAGAUAGUGUCAGACUGAUGUUGUAGCCAUGAUGGUCCAGGAAUUAUGUGAGAGGCAAGGAUUUCUUAGGGAUAAGCAAGAUGAACUUUUACAAGAGGUUGAGGAACUGGCAAAACAUAUGUCAAUAUACCCGCAUAAUUUGGCUCCAAAAAUCGCCACUAAUUUAGAGUGUCCUGUAAAUGCCAAAGAAGAACUCCUAGAUGAAUGUGAGGCGAUGUGGAAGAAGUUGGAAGAGUGUCAGAGUAAGCUAACACUUCUAGGAACAGAAACACUUACAGAUUCAGAUGCUAAGCUUUCAUUGUUAAUGAUGCGAGUGAAGGCUUUAACAGCAGAAUGCAAUCAAUGGCAGAAACAAACUCCUGAAAUAAUCUCCACCAAUCCAGAUGUUUUGGUAGAAUUAGGAAAAGAAGAGUUGCAGAAAGUAAACCAUGAUCUUGAAAUGGUGCUGUCUAUAUUUAAGGCUAGGAACAAAAAGCUGAAAGAAGACCUAAAAAGAGAACAGCAGUGGCUUGAGGAGCAGCAGCAAGUGGUAGAAGCUCUUAGUGUAAUAGAAGAAGAAAUGAAAAAUCAAGUGGUACAGUUUUCUGAAAAACGGGCAUUUCAAGAAUUGAAAAUUAAAAUGCUGAAAAUUAAAGAAUACAAGGAAGAACUCUCGAGUGCUCUGGGAGAGUUCCUAGAAGAACAUUUCCCCCUCCCAGAGGAAGAUGGAAGUGCUAAAAAGAAGAAAAGUCUAGCUAAAGAACCAACAAUGCAGCUGAUAACUUUACAUGAAAUUUUAGAGAGUCUUAUAAACAAAUUGAUGAGUGCACCACAUGACCCAUAUUUAACAAUCAAUGACACUUUUUGGCCUCCUUAUAUCGAACUGCUGCUGCGAUAUGGUAUUGCGCUGAGACAUCCAGAUGAUCCCAAGAGAAUACGCUUAGAAGCUUUUCAUCAGUAAAUGGACCCUACAUCAAUAUUUUAAAAACAAAAAUUGUUGAUCCAAUAUUUAAACUUAACAAUUCUUUGUUAUUUUUAUCACAAUUUGGGGGCAUCAGUAACCUUUUCUGCUUGGACAGAAAACUUAAAAAAAAAUACAAACCCUAACUUUCUUAGGUGCAGAUUCUUAAAAGCUUGUGAAAUAUGAAAAAUGACAGAAUUCUCUUCACUUUAAGUAAUGAUGAUUUUUACUCAUGAUUUUUAGUGACUUCACAAUAGUUGCUUCUAUACUAAUAAAAUAGUCAGUGCUUGUAUUCUGAAAAUUUUUCAGGCUGCUUAGUUAAGAUUCAAAUUCAAGUUAAAGGACUAUUGUUUGCAGACAAAAUGAUUAAAGAUACUAAUUGUCCUUUGAUUUUUUUUUUUUUAAAUAAUGCUUUGCAUGAGGCAUCUUUAUUUUCUUAAAUACCCCUCACUCAGAAUGCCUCCACUACUUUGCUUUCUUGUAUUAUUUAUGGGGCACUUGUGUAGUGCUAAGGUUUCAAAUAACUCAAGGCUGUAUGUGGACGUGAAGAUUAAAAAAUUUAAUUGGAAAAAUUGGAGAGAAUAUGUUUACAUAGCAACAUAUUUGUACAAAGAAGUUCUUGGGAUAUCUUGUGAACAAUUGCUUGGUUCAAGAUGAACGUUCUGGAGAAUCCACCCAAUUUCCAUUCUGAAAGAGCUGUGGAUAACCAACAUAACACUUGACUCUUGUAUAUCUCCUGAGAGGAACUCCUUCAUGCAGUGUACCUCUUUGGUUUAAUAAGAGUUACAUAAUUUUUUCAGAUUUG